Messenger RNA from Punica granatum (pomegranate), 2518 nucleotides. The record is from RefSeq and is a predicted model, not a curated record. NCBI's taxonomy places the organism in Eukaryota, Viridiplantae, Streptophyta, Magnoliopsida, Myrtales, Lythraceae.
GACCGCUCAAUCUCUGUCCAUCACGAACCGGCCUUCCCGGCUCGGAUUUAAACCUAGAGCCGGAGGAUUCCGGUCUGGCUGGACUGGCCGGAGACCGAAGUAUUCCCUGUCCGGUUCUGACACCGCCGUUCGUUUCGUUCUAUCUCCAACCUUCGUCCUUCUCCUCCGUCUCUCUUCUCCGCGACUGCUACACCCAUCAAGUAGGCGCAGGAUAAAGUCCGUACGCACCCUAUGCACAGCUAAGCUCAGCUUCCUCUACUCCUCCCAUGGACUCCACCUCCGCCCUCUCCCUGCACUCUCAUCCCAAGAUAACGCCAGCAGCCGCCCCUCGUUACAACUCUACGCUCCAGUUCGGGCUGUGCAGUGCCGCUGCAUCGCUUCGGAGCAGUAGGAGGCGCCUCAGAUGCAGGCGCCUGGUGGUCGUGGCGGCGUCGGGGUCGGGUGGCGGCUCCAGGCGCGUUGCCGGCAAGCGGAGAGUUUAUCAGGAGUCUCAGAGCGAGAGCUCUCUCUCGGCUGCUUCUGUGAAGCAGAUUGCUUCCUCCGUCGCCCCUGCUGCAGCUUUCGUGGCUGCUACAUUCGCUGACAGUUUUAUGGAAAUUGGUGGAGAAACUUCUAAUGCCAAAACGAGCAACAACUUCAACGGCAGAAAGUAAAUCACCGGCACAAGGAAUGAAAUGGUCUAUUGGCGCUGGAUCAAAUCUAUUAUCUAAUCUCAAUGCAAAGAUUGACAGACAGUCCAAGCAGAAGAUUAAUGAAUUUGCCAAAGAACUUAGGACAUUCAGUGUUGUUGACAUGUCAGGUCGGGGCUUUGGAGAUGAAGGGCUAUUUUUUCUUGCUGAGAGUUUAGGCUAUAAUCAGACUGCAGAAGAAGUAAGCUUUGCUGCAAAUGACAUAACCGCAUCUGGAGUAAAGGCUUUUGAUGGCUUUCUUCAAUCAAAUAUUGUAUUGAAGACUCUUGAUCUUUCCGGAAACCCCAUUGGGGAUGAAGGAGUGAAGUGCCUGUGUGAUAUUUUGGUGAACAAUAGUGGUAUUCAGAAACUCCAGUUAAACAGUACUGACGUAGGGGAUGAGGGAGCUAAGGCAAUUGGAGAGUUGUUAAAGAAGAAUGCAACCUUGCGCAUUGUUGAACUUAACAACAAUAUGAUUGACUAUUCUGGAUUUACAGGUCUUGCUGGAGCACUGCUUGAGAACAAUACCAUACGGAAUUUACAUCUGAACAAUAACUAUGGUGGAGCUCUGGGGGCUAAUGCCUUGGCUAAAGGUCUUGAGGGGAAUAAGUCUUUGAGGGAACUUCAUCUACAUGGUAAUUCUAUCGGAGAUGAAGGUGCCCGGGCUCUGGUGUCUGGUUUAUCUGCACAUAAAGGUAAAAUUGCUUUAUUAGACCUCGGCAACAACUCAAUUACCUCAAAAGGUGCAUUUCACGUCGCUGAAUAUGUCAAAAAAAGCAAGAGCUUGUUAUGGUUGAAUCUCUACAUGAAUGACAUAGGCGAUGAGGGAGCUGAGCAGAUUGCUGCUGCUCUGAAGGAAAAUCGUACCCUACCGACGAUAGACCUGGGAGGAAAUAACAUCCAUGCAAGUGGAGCUGCAGCCUUAGCCCCAGUGUUCAAAGACAACAACGUCGUGACAACUUUGGAGCUCGGUUACAAUCCCAUUGGACCUGAUGGGGCCAAGGCUUUGGCCGAAGUUCUCAAGUUUCAUGGGAAUGUAAAGACCCUUAAGCUCGGUUGGUGCCAGAUAGGAGCAAAGGGUGCUGAGUACAUUGCUGAUAUGUUGAAGUAUAAUACUACCAUAUCGGUUUUAGACUUGAGGGCGAAUGGACUGAGAGAUGAGGGUGCGGUCUGCCUGGCUCGCAGCUUGAAAGUGGUUAAUGAAGCCCUGACCUCACUUGAUUUAGGAUUUAAUGAGAUUCGGGAUGACGGGGCUUUUGCAAUCGCCCAAGCGCUCAAGACUAAUGAAGACGUGGCUGUUUCGGCCUUGAACCUUGCCAGCAACUUGUUCACAAAAUUCGGGCAGAGCGCUCUCACUGAUGCGAGGGACCAUGUUUACGAGAUGAGCGAGAAAGAGAUCAGCAUCUUCUUCUAGGCAGACUUUCCUAACCAAGACGGGAAGUUCUCCCCAUAGUAUAUACCUAAAGAUGCAAAUUCUUUAGCCUUGCAGCAGGUUUUGGCAGGAGGAUUCGAGGCUCUUCUCCUUGGGGAAAAACGCAUGAAAGUCUUACUCGGUACUGGGAACAGAUUUUUGCAUGUUGAGAGAUCGUAGUUAGAUUCAUCGGCCGGUUUUGCGAGGUAGGAUUAGGAUUAGUAUAGGAGUAUCAUCAUGGAAUAGAAGGAAUGCACAUACUUUUCUGCUCAUAUUUAUAUGCUUCAACAGAAGCUUCUUUUACAGACUGAUCCCGUUGGUUGAGGGGCUAACAUGGCCUUCACACUACUCUUACUUAGUGGACCCUUGAUGAACUUUUGGGGCCUACCAACAAUUGAAGGUGCCUUUUAAGCAAAGAUGAGUUUCCACCCCUUUUUCA